Lepisosteus oculatus (spotted gar) is the source of this 1288-nucleotide messenger RNA. RefSeq names its product RNA polymerase II subunit J (gene polr2j). Gene Ontology annotation, cellular component: RNA polymerase II, core complex. Gene Ontology annotation, molecular function: protein dimerization activity; DNA binding. Gene Ontology annotation, biological process: transcription by RNA polymerase II. The record is from RefSeq and is a predicted model, not a curated record. Lineage: Eukaryota; Metazoa; Chordata; Actinopteri; Semionotiformes; Lepisosteidae.
CGGACCCCAGGCCUGCCGCGGCCGCCAUUGCUCUGUCCUAAUUCCGCCGCGGCGCGUUUCUCCGGCUCCUUCUCAGGGACAACUUACUUCAAGAUGAAUGCGCCGCCGGCAUUCGAGUCCUUUCUGUUGUUCGAGGGAGAGAAAAAAAUUACAAUAACCAAGGACACGAAGGUCCCCAAUGCCUGUCUGUUCACUCUGAACAAAGAGGACCAUACCCUUGGCAAUAUCAUCCGAUCGCAGCUGCUGAAAGAUCCUCAGGUGCUGUUUGCGGGAUAUAAGGUGCCCCACCCCCUGGAGCACAAGAUUGUGAUCCGUGUGCAGACCACCCCGGACUACAGCCCUCAGGAGGCCUUUACCAACGCCAUCACUGACCUCAUCAGCGAGCUGUCCCUGUUGGAGGAGAGGUUCAGGGUGGCCAUCAAGGACAAACAAGAAGGGAUUGAAUGAACGGUGUCUCCUGCUCAAGUGCUUCUCCCUCGACUUUGGAUGCUGAAAGAGCUUUCCCCCCAUCAGAGCCCUGUUCAUCAUGCAUUUAUAUUAAACCCGAGUGUUUCGUGAGCAGGGCCUGUCCAACUGCUCCCAUGGCAGGGCACACCCGUGUGGCAGCUCUCCCCGAGCCCAGUGGUGUGCCUUGCUGUAUGUCCUACUGUGUCACAUAGUAUCAGUGUAUUAGUUCACUGACUGUCUUCCUUUUCAUUUCCAAAGCUGUUCUGUCAGAGCAUUCAAGCAAUUAUUGUAGGAGCUGUAAUGAUUAUGGCAGGUAAUGUUCUAGUAGGUUUUGAUUUCGUUUUAUGUAGGUUUAUUCUAUAAAGUUUGAUUUAGUCAUUAUUUGAGAUGUACAGGGUAGGCUUGUGAAUUAUGACGUCCCUGUCUGAAUUUUCAGUACUGUUUUCGCAUUAUAUAAAUGCUUUAGCCCCAACAAAAGCAACCUGUUCAAAUAAAGUCAGGUUUUUCAGCAUCUUAAUUGUGAAACAUAAGGCAGCCAGUGUGUUUUUGAAAACUAUCUUGUAUUUAAGUACAAGACUAAUUUACAAGGUGCAAAUAUAUUAUUGUUUCAUGAGAAGGUCUGUCUUAAGAGGUCUGAAUCAUUCUGUCAUCUAGCUGGUCUCAAUUAAUUGAAUUUACUAGUCCGCAAGGAACAUGUGUGUUUCCCACCCUUUUUGUAAUUGUUUUUAAUAAUGUGCGUACAUCCAGAGUAUGUUGCUUUGUAGUCGGUAAACCCUGAUUUACUUGUAAAUAACUAGAAUGUUACGUUUUGUAAAAUAUUUGAUUAAAAAAUUGAAAAGUA